AUGAAGCUAGCUGCUACUUUCUUUUUCGCUCUCGCCAGAGGGCAAGCGCCCAACAUGGACGAAGUCAUCAAGUGCUACGAGUGCCAGCACAGCAUUUCAGAGCUUGGAGUUGAAACUGGCGAUUACAACUGCGUCGAGCCGGAUUCUUACACAAAAGUGAUUGAAAAGAUGAAGUACAGAGAGCACCACAAUACUGUUACCGGGAAGGUUGGUCUAAUUCGGACGGAUUGCCAGUAUUUAUUCGGACAUGGAUAUGAAGAAGAAAUUCAACCAGAUGGCUCUUCUAAGUAUAUCACCUACAACUACACCGAGCGCGGGUACUACGACAACUUCGAAGGGUCGAAAACAUACGAUUACAAGGAUCACGCGGAAGGAAUGGUCCACAAGCAACAGUACCAUCUUUGCGGGUCCGACAACAAUGAAUGCAUUCAAUCAGCAGUUUUUCCUUUGCAAAACUUGACAAUGCCUCAUUCUGCUGCAAAAAGCUCCGAUCUUCUUCAGGGAGAACCUCACGCUUCCGACUGCUAUGUUUGCAAUUCUCACGUCCACUUUGACUCGCAGGAGAAUCAAUGGGUAAUGAAGCAAGAGGACAAAAAUUGCAUCGAACACCCGAAACGACUUCCGCCAAAAUUCCACGUCAAAGAUUGCUUUGGUGAAUGCAUCGUGGACCAAGAAGAGUACUGGGACUACAAUACUGGCACGCCUUUGAGUCGAAUUACCAAACGUCACUGUAGUAAUGGAACUGGAAUUGAAGAUGACAAGCAAACAGAAACGCAGCGAAACCACUUUCACCGGCAGCAGACCAUCUCGAGCUACAUCUGCCAGUCGAACCAUUGUAACGGACCAGAAUACGUUCCGAAACCCAACAACCCCGGCUCCGCAAUUCAAACCGGUCAACUCACAAUUUUUUCGCUGCUCUUUUCAAUCUUCAUUUUUGUUUGA
Messenger RNA from Oikopleura dioica, 942 nucleotides. The record is from the annotation of a GenBank genome assembly. NCBI's taxonomy places the organism in Eukaryota, Metazoa, Chordata, Appendicularia, Copelata, Oikopleuridae.